Anopheles marshallii is the source of this 837-nucleotide messenger RNA. Its product is annotated as ras-related protein Rap1. Gene Ontology annotation, molecular function: GTPase activity; GTP binding. The transcript has 5 exons. The coding region runs from base 1 to 837 and encodes 278 amino acids. NCBI's taxonomy places the organism in Eukaryota, Metazoa, Arthropoda, Insecta, Diptera, Culicidae. The record is from RefSeq and is a predicted model, not a curated record.
AUGAAGGGCAGACAUCUUCGGCGGCGGUUCAGCCUACAGCCGUCCUUUAUGAAGGACGAUUCCACCGAAGAACGGCCAAAGCGAGAAAAACCACUGAAAAAUGAUGAAAACUCCAUAAACUCAAACGUGCGGCACAAGAUCGUCAUGAUGGGUGCGGCGAAGGUGGGCAAAAGCUCCCUCAUCACACAGUUCCUCUACAGCAGCUUUUCGCCGAAGUACAAGCGCACAGUUGAGGAGAUGCACCAUGGUCACUUUUCGGUCGGUGGAGUAAAUCUGACGCUCGACAUUCUCGACACUUCCGGAUCGUACGAGUUCCCAGCAAUGCGUGCCCUUUCCAUCUCAUCAGCGGAUGCAUUUAUUCUGGUGUACGACGUCACCGACAGUAUCACGUUCGAGGAAGUGAAAGCGAUACGUGAGCAAAUCCACGAGAUCAAAUCUACGACGGCGGUACCAAUUGUGGUCGUUGGUAACAAGACCGAUUUGAGCGAUGAGGACGAGGAUCUGCGACAGGUGGCACGUGACACAACCGAAUCGAUGGUAACGGUUGACUGGGAAAAUGGUUUCGUCGAAGCAUCUGCAAAACUGAACCGUAACGUUACGCAGAUUUUCAAAGAACUUUUGGUGCAAGCUAAAAUAACAUACAAUCUUAGCCCGGCUCUUCGACGGCGGCGGCGUCAAUCGUUGCCCCAGCAGGCCAGCACCGGCAGUACUGGUGCACCACCGACACCCCAGGCAUCGCCAAGCGUACACGUUCCAUCCGUCGCCCAGCUGCAGCAUCUACAGCAGAUACAGGACAAAAGUCUCGGCGGCAAACGCAACUCGUGCAUUCUUUCCUAA